AUGACUGACAGCUGGAAAUCACAAGAGCUGGACGUGCCAGCGGGAGUUCUGGUGCCAGUUCAAGCCAUGUCUGCUCGACCACUCAAAGGGGUGUUGAGCGAGGCUGCAGAAUGCUGGACUGUUAGGUGCACGUGCCAGCCACACCUGGGAAACACGAUCCUGAUCUUCCGUGGCCAAAAGAUCGAGACAUCGGAGGUGCGCAGGUGCAUGUUGCAGGCCUCAAAUGAACUGCGCAACGCCAGAGGGGCUCUGGGUGUGUUGGCCCCACAGCUCCUGUAUCAGCUCCUGGUUGAUUCCGAUGCAGCAGCAGCCUCCAUCGCAAACUGCUCAUCAAGCCCAGAAGAUGUAGCUCGACCAGCGCGAGGAGCCAUAUGA
This is a messenger RNA of Symbiodinium natans, 375 nucleotides long. NCBI's taxonomy places the organism in Eukaryota, Dinophyceae, Suessiales, Symbiodiniaceae. The record is from the annotation of a GenBank genome assembly.